UAAAUUAUGAGCUCAUAAUUUUUCCGCACGCCACAUUAGUAAUUUGUUAUUAAUAACUCAUUAUUAUUGAAGCGAAUAUUUUCUUCUUCCAUCAUUUCCAUGAAUUUAUAAGAACCAACAGUAUCAAAAGCAAUUUGCCGAGGUUCGUUAACGUUUGCAACCUUUCGCUGCGCUUAACAGUUUUGCAAAUAUGAACGCUAUCGCUUACCAUCACUACCACCAGAUAUCUCUCAUAACGCUUGAAGGAAAAUACGCGCUCUAGCUUUGUCGCGCUAAGAAAUGACAGUGAACAACACACUUGUCAAACUCCUGUCAACACUAUUUAGGUUUAGUGCCCGUAAUUAUAAUUAUUUAAAUAUUUCCAAGUAGCAAAAUAAAAGAAAUCACAUCUGCAAAAUGGCCACCUACAAUAAUCGACACUGGCUACUAUGUCACAUACGGAAUUCGUGCAUUUCCACUGACGACACUGGAAUGUGCGAGGCGGUGAUGCUGAGCGAUGACUUAGCCAAGCACUUCCUGAAGCGUGGUCAGCAGAAAAAAGUGGAAGAGACUGCGGAGGGAGCCGCGUACCGGACCGAGGAUCUCGCAAAAUUCGUUUGUUAUCCCGGACUCGACCAGAGCGACGACGAAGAUCUGGAUCCAGCGUCACAGUCGUUCGAUAUUCAAGUCUUCCCCGAAAUUGGGUCACAUCGAUAUCGCACCAACACGGCCCAAAAGCUGGAGAAAAUGAAUCAGGCGCGACGAAAAGCCGCGCGGAUUCGGAGUGUGAAAGUGGACGAUUCAACCGUAUCAGAGGCUACCGACACGGACAUUUUCGAAAGGAAGGAAGUGAAGCAAACACAAGCGCCGGACGACGUUAGCAAAAAGCCGCCGAUAAGUCGACUCUCGGAACAGUUGACUAUGUGCCCGAAGCAGUCACAGAACAAAUUUCUGCAGUACGCUCGGUUCGAUGGUACUUCACAGACUGGGAUUGCCACCAAGAAUCUCAGCAUAUUUCUCACAAUGCUUCCGGAAAACCUGCGAAAUUUUCCGAUGAAAGUUUGCGUGGCGGCGAACGCGACAAUCGAGGAAGUCAUAGGCUACAUCUGCUAUAAAUGCAGCAUUCAGUACCCCGACAUCCAGCUGCAGUCGGCUCGAAACUACGGACUGUAUCUCACCGAGGAAGACGGCGAAAUAGACAUGGACCUGCCCCCGCUAGACCUACGUGAGCCGUGCGCGAAAUUCGGAUUCACCCAUCUAGCCCUGACCGUGCGGAAGCCUAUCGCUCAGGUUGUCAUCGAUUACCGUUCACUUUCUAUGACCUCCGAGAUGGAGUCCGCCAGCGAGGCGGCCGUUGCAGCCAUACGUAGUAUUUCCAACAGUCAUUCCGAUGGCGACAUGGCGCGGAUGCUCGGCCACAACUCGAAGAUCGAGGCUCCACUCUACAAAACGUACAAUCUCAACUUAAUACACGGCCCCUUCAAAACCAAAGUACAAUUGGGAAUCUCCGGCGAGCGGAUAGAAAUCGACCCGGUACGAGUGCAGAAUUCGCGAUUCUUCAAAUUCCGUCCCGUCAACUUCAACAUUGAGUCUGUGGCGUACUGCGAGGUGGUCGAGAAGCAUCCGAUGAAAGCACAGAUUCGCCUGUGGUAUGUUGUGAACCCGCAAAGCAAGAACUUCACCGACGUGAUGCCAAACACAAGCCAAAACUAUCUCUCGUCGAACACUUCGUCGGCCAGCCCGUUGCAUCUUAAUCUCGCGCCUGCAGCAGAUAAUUUCAAGAGCUACGUAUUCGAAACCGACGCCGUAACUGCCAAUGAGAUAAACUCGAAAAUCAAUUUCCUGCUCGAGGUUCGAUCAAGUGCAAUACGGCGAGAAUUUCUUUUCAUCAAAGAGAAGAAACGCGAACGACCAUUGACUAAAAAGGUUUUCGGUAAAUGACGAGCGUAUUGCCUGUACUUUAUAAGUCUGUAAUUUUCUCAGUUCCGACACUAUUCUCGAUGGAUUCCUCUGUUAGAACCGCUAUCGCCAGUUCCAAUGGAACGUGCAACCCAAGGUGGAUAAUAUACUAAAAUACAAUGCAUUUAGCAUAUAUGUCGCCUCGCUACGAUCAUGAGUUGAAGAGUUUGCCAAGUUGCGCUCUUGAAACCCAAAAUGUUAACGAACGAUCAUGGAAAAUUCAAUUCGACUCGAAAAACAAUGUACGUCGUUUAUAUAACUAUAAAUGUAAUAAUGUUGAAUGUAUGGUCUCACCCAAGUGAAGCUUUUCGCUUUAAUAAAUUAGGUCUUAAGAUUA
This is a messenger RNA of Hermetia illucens (black soldier fly), 2275 nucleotides long. It is a transcript of the gene Sin1, whose product is annotated as stress-activated map kinase-interacting protein 1. The coding region runs from base 397 to 1920 and encodes 507 amino acids. Gene Ontology annotation, molecular function: phosphatidylinositol-4,5-bisphosphate binding. Gene Ontology annotation, cellular component: TORC2 complex; cytoplasm; plasma membrane. The record is from RefSeq and is a predicted model, not a curated record. The transcript has a single exon. Gene Ontology annotation, biological process: TORC2 signaling. NCBI's taxonomy places the organism in Eukaryota, Metazoa, Arthropoda, Insecta, Diptera, Stratiomyidae.